AGAUGGAUUGAGGGGAGAGAGAGAGAUUGACAUACAUUGGAAAAUGGGGAUUUGGGCGUGAGACUAUACGAGAAGAGAGGAGUUAGAGAGAGAGAGUGCAAAUUUCCACACACCAUUUGGGAACGAACCAACGAACGUCGAGCAGCAAUUACCCAAUCACCAACAACCACUUCUCCAUCCAUCCAGAAAUCAAUUGAUCGAGUAUUAAAUUAAAUUAAUAUGCAACAGAGGCUAAAGUUGCAGCAACAACAACAACAACAAGCACUCAUGCAGCAAGCUUUGCUUCAACAACAACAGAUGUAUCACCAUCCUGGCAUGCUCGCUGCUGCCGCCAUGACCCAGAUGGAGCCUGUACCAAGUGGAAAUCUGCCUCCUGGUUUUGAUGCUUCUGCAUGCCGUAGCGUUUAUGUAGGAAAUAUUCAUGUAAACGUCACCGAUAAACUUCUCGCAGAAGUUUUUCAGAGUGCCGGCCCUCUUGCUGGGUGCAAGCUCAUACGAAAAGAAAAGUCCUCUUAUGGUUUUGUGGACUACCAUGAUCGAGCAUCCGCAGCGCUUGCAAUAAUGACAUUACAUGGACGGCAACUAUAUGGUCAAGCACUAAAGGUGAAUUGGGCAUAUGCUAACAGCAGCAGGGAGGAUACCUCAGGGCACUUCAAUGUUUUUGUUGGUGAUUUGAGUCCAGAGGUUACUGAUGCAACUUUAUUUGCAUGCUUCUCAGUCUAUACUACUUGUUCUGAUGCUAGGGUUAUGUGGGAUCACAAAACUGGUCGCUCAAAAGGAUAUGGUUUUGUUUCUUUCCGUGAUCAUCAGGAUGCCCAAAGUGCCAUAAAUGAUAUGACAGGUAAAUGGCUGGGAAAUAGGCAAAUAAGAUGCAAUUGGGCAACUAAAGGAGCUGGUGGCAGCUCAAAUGAAGAGAAGAUCAAUGACAGCCAAAAUGCUGUUGUACUCACAAAUGGAUCUUCAGAUGGAGGUCAAGAUAACAGCAACGAGGAUGCUCCUGAAAACAAUCCUUCAUACACCACAGUUUAUGUUGGCAACCUUCCCCAUGAUGUAACACAAGCUGAACUCCAUUGUCAAUUCCAUGCAUUGGGGGCUGGGGUACUUGAGGAGGUCCGAGUUCAGAGCGGCAAGGGUUUUGGAUUUGUCAGAUACAAUACUCACGAGGAAGCAGCAAUGGCCAUUCAGAUGGCUAAUGGAAGACCGGUUCGUGGGAAGACUAUGAAGUGUUCAUGGGGUAGCAAACCAACUCCUCCUGGAACAGCUUCAAAUCCAUUACCUCCUCCUGCUGCACAACCAUAUCAAAUACUUCCUACUGCAGGGAUGAACCAAGGCUAUACUGCCGCUGAGUUGUUGGCUUAUCAGCGCCAGCUGGCCUUGAGUCAGGCCGCUGUUUCUGGCCUUUCAGGACAAGCUCUUCUUCAAAUGUCUGGACAGCAUGGCCUAGCUCCUGCUUCAAUGGGUAUAAACUCUGCGGCAUCUCAAGCCAUGUAUGACGGAUAUGCUGGUAAUUCGUCAAGACAGCAGCUUAUGUACUAUCGUUAAUGGCUUCACCAGUCGCGUUGUUGCCUUCGGUGGCAAGUUGCGUUGUGCACCACAUUUCUCUUUCCUUUUUUUUUUUAAUUGCGGUAUUCUGGCUUGAUUUUUACUUAAUUUUUAAUUUGUGUUGUAAUUUAUGUUGUUUGGUCUAAGAGGGUUUAAUGACUCGGAUCUAUGUUUUGCUAGAACGAGCUGCGAGUUUUAUGUUUGGGUAGUUUUUAUUAUCGUUUAAUGUAUCUUUUUUAUUAUCAUUACUGUAUAUUUAUAAAUUAUUGACUCAAGUUCAUCUUAAUCUUAAGUAGUUUUAUACCUGUUUU
This is a messenger RNA of Medicago truncatula (barrel medic), 1853 nucleotides long. RefSeq names its product RNA-binding protein 208. The transcript has 13 exons. Gene Ontology annotation, molecular function: mRNA binding. Gene Ontology annotation, cellular component: cytosol. Bases 220 to 1542 code for a protein of 440 amino acids. The record is from RefSeq and is a predicted model, not a curated record. Lineage: Eukaryota; Viridiplantae; Streptophyta; Magnoliopsida; Fabales; Fabaceae.